Molecule: messenger RNA, 3999 nt
Organism: Diplodia corticola
Lineage: Eukaryota; Fungi; Ascomycota; Dothideomycetes; Botryosphaeriales; Botryosphaeriaceae
Product: autophagy-related protein 11
Exons: 2
Coding region: 1-3999 (1332 amino acids)
Biological process (GO): autophagy of peroxisome; positive regulation of protein phosphorylation; autophagosome assembly
Cellular component (GO): Atg1/ULK1 kinase complex; extrinsic component of membrane; phagophore assembly site membrane
Molecular function (GO): molecular adaptor activity; protein kinase binding
Source: RefSeq, a predicted model, not a curated record
AUGUCGCUGUCAGUCUUUGUCGCCCAUUCGGGCAAGCGGCUCGACGCCGAUCCCGUCGUCUUCAGCUCCUUGGACGCCCUCAAGGCCUGGCUUAACAAUGCGACCAAGGUUCCGCCCCAGGACCAGAUCCUGCUCACCCCGCGCGGCAAGCACGUCAAGUUGCAGACUCUCCUGACCGAGAAGGAGAUUUUCCUGUACGACCGCGACCUCUUCGCUCUCCCGGCCCCCGAGAAUCUCGACCACCUCGUUCCACCUGAAGCGCUUCCUCAGGACUUCCAGCCGGCGAAGCCGCCCGACACCCUCUCCAACCAGAACGACAUCGCAUCAUGGCAGAACCUGUUCAAGGCGCGUCGCGACUGGGCGGUGGACCUGCGCGAGCAAUGCCGCUCCAUGGCUCAGGCCGCCGCCGAGUGCGUUGGCGAACAGGCCGUCGUCGAGCGCGGCGUGCGCGUCGCAACCAGUAACCACGAGACGCAUAUCCGGAGCCUGGAGCAGAAGCAGCUGGAGGCGCGCGCCUGGUUCGACGCCGUCGCCAAGGAGCAGGACGAGUGCGUGCAGUCGUGGGAGGCCGAUCUCGCCCGCCUCAGCUCCAUUCCCGCCAUCCAGCAGUUCCGCCGCUUCAUCUCCUCCCUCGGCGACGACACCCCGCGCAAGCCAUCCAGGAAGAACAGUGACGCCCGGACCACAUUGGAUACUUUUGUGAACGCGGACAAGGCCCGGAAGGCAGCGUCGGUCAGCAACACGGUUCUGGAUGAGCUGGAGGGUCGCAUCGUGGACAUGGAUGGCCAGCUCGACAAGAUUAGGGCCGAGUACAACGAGCUGCAGAACGCUGUGGACCAGAGCCAGAUGCAUUCCUCGUACAACUACCAUGACGAGCCGAUGCGCUUGUUUGAUGAGAUCGACGUUCUGGUCAAGAAGGUUGAUUCGGACUACGGCCAUGUUCUCAGCCUCCCACCCAAGGCGAUUGCACAGGCCUCAAAAAUGGCGUUACUUCACACCCGCAAUUACCUUCCAUCUCUCAGAGACUACAGCGCCGAGAUGAGUGAUUUGCUCAAGCACUCUGUGGAGCGGAAGAAUUCGGCGGUUCGGCUCGCUGUUGAACAUCUACAGACGAUCGCUGGGAUAGAAUCAACUCUCGCCGGUGCUAAUGCUUCAAUCGCCUCGAUCGAGAUCGCUCCCGAGAGCCAAGAUGCGCUUGAGGCCUUAUCGGUCAUUUCCAAGAUGCCGUAUAUCUACGGCGUUCUCCUGAUCGAAGCUGUGCGAAGGCAAGAAUGGGCGGAGAAGCUGAAAAGAGACUCGUCCUCCUUGGCAGAGGAGAUAGCUGGCUAUCGGGAAGAAGAAGAGAAAAGAAGGAAGAGGUGGCUGAAAAGCAACGGCGACGUCAUUAAUCUAGAAGCCGCUCACGACAACGCUGUAGGAAUUGACAUCAACGUCACGGGCCAGGAUGUCGGUUGGCCUCCAGUGACGCGCCAGGACUUCCAAGAUUAUCUGAAUCUUCUGAACAGCAUCGGCGGACUCGAGGACAGCAUGGACCUACUCGCUCAGGCAUUCAAGGAUAUCGAUCGCCCGACUCGACAACAGAUCAAGCAUGCGAAGGGCUUCAAGACAGGAAGCGUGCAUGAUGGGCUUGGCAAGGGUUCACUUCUCCUGCGUGGAGAAGACGAGACACGCGUCCUUAAAGAGUCAAUGUCCAAGCUGGACGAAGAGCUGAAGAGUUCCAAGAGCAGGGUUCGCAAACUUGAGGAUCUGCUUCACCGUCAAAGCCACAUCAGCCGUCUGUCCAUCGGAAGUGGAGUUGCCCCGCCGACCUCCCAGCUGCCUGAUACCCCUACGGAGCAAUAUCCGCCCGUUGCUUCCCCACGGCUGCAGGACAACUCGUCCGUCACAUCCCGGAGGUAUUCUUCCAACAAAAGUGCCGAGGAAAAGGCCCUGGCCCAGCGUAUCGUACAGCUUGAGAACGACCUCAGGGCGGAGAAGGAGGCUAGGACCAACCUUGAGAAAGAACACUCGGCACGCGCUAAUGCUGUCGACGACCUUCAGAAACACGUCGAGGAACGUAGGUCUACGAACAAGGACCUCAUGGAGAAUAUGGAAUCGAUGCAGAAGGACUGGUCCGACGAACGCCGAUCCCUUGAAGACGAAAUCAAGAAGCUCCGUUACAGAAACGAAGAACUCGAAGAAGAGCUCGAUAGGAACCUGGGCAGCCGUGACAACGAGAGGGCGGGCUAUGACGAGAGAAGACAGGCGCUGGAGGCCGAACUCGACCAAGUACGCAGGGAUGCGGAUGAGGAAGUGCAACGAGAAAAGGAACGAGCUGAUGCUGCUGAACACGCCAUCCAAGAGGCUGAGGCUACUCAGUCUGAGCGAAGGAUUACCUUACAGACCGCGUUCUCCUCACUAGCCAAGGACGAGUCCCUCCCGGAAAACAGCACCCUGUUGGCUUCGGAGCUCGAGAGGCUUGCACAGAGAUCUAAGGACUACGCUCGCGAGCUUGCUGAAGCUGUGGAUAAGGCCAAGUCGGAGAACGAGGCUCUCACCACUGCUGCUGCGAAGCAGCGGAACGAGUUUGAAGCUCAGAUCAGAACACAUGAAGCGGAGAUUGCGGAGAAGAGCGAAGAGCUUGCGGCCGAGAGCGCCAAGGUCAAGGCUUUGUCUGAAGAGCUAAAGGAUGGACAUGGGCAUCUAGAAGACCUGCGACUGAAGUUCGCCGAGGGCGAGACAGGAGCUGACGCCUUGCGUCAACGCGUCACGGAAGAGGAAGCCAAAGUUGAGCGCCUUUCUACGGAACUUGCAGGAGCAAAGGCCCAUGUCACAACCCUCGAAAAGUCUCUGGCCGAAUUACACGAGAAGUACAACGCGCUCCAAGCCAACUCGACCAACGGCGAAUCCAGAUCUGAACAGCAGGCGAAGCGCGCCAGGGAUAUUUCCGAGAGGCUGCUUGCAAACAAUGAUCGGUUGCACAGGCUCUUGGAAACGCUUGGAUUUGCCGUCACGCACCAAGACAAUCAGAUGGUGAUCCAGCGUGCUUCAAAGGUCGCGGGACAGAGUUCCGUUCUCCCUGGAGACGCCUCUGUGGCAAUGAACCGCAGCGUGUCGUCUCCGCCGUCAUCACGGAAACCGCUUGAGAGCUCUCAAAUCCUGGAAGCCCUCAAAUGGACGGAGCAGGAAAACCCUGGUGCCGAAGAAUUCAGGUUCAUAGAGUUCAUGGCUGCCGUCAAGCGCUUCGACAUCGACACUUUCAGCGAAGCCAUCACGAAGCGGAUGAGGGACAUGGAGCAUACCGCACGCAAGUGGCAGCGUGAAGCUCGCACUUACCGCGACAAAUCUCACAGGUAUCAGAGUGAAGCGCACGAGAAGAUUGCCAUCCGCGGUUUCAAAGAGGGAGACCUCGCUCUCUUCCUUCCCACUCGCAACCAAGCCACUCGUCCGUGGGCAGCAUUCAAUGUCGGUGCGCCGCACUACUUCCUUCGCGAACAAGAGUCGCACCGCCUGCACAGCAAAGAGUGGCUUGUAGCGCGCAUCACGAAGGUCGAGGAGCGUGUCGUCGAUCUCUCGAAGUCGAUGGAUGGCACCCGCGGUAGCGAUGGCCGCUCCAUCACCAGCGAACGCAGCGGUAUCUCAUACGAAGACGACAAUCCGUUCGAGCUGUCUGAUGGUCUGCGUUGGCACCUGGUCGAGGCCGCGGAGGAGAAGGUCGGCGCACCACUUACACCAGGCCUCGGCAAGAGCACAGUCGACAGUACCAAGGUGGACGCGAGGGGCAGCAUCCGCAUGAAGAAGAGCCUGAUUGGAAACGACGCGAGCAAGACGCUGAACAAGAGCCUGGAUAGCCGUCGCAGCAGCGCGGGGAGUAAGCGCAGCGUGACGGUCGGCAACAACAACAACAGUGGCAACAGUGGCAGGCCUACGGCGGGCCUCUCCGGACUAGACCAGCAGAACAGUGGCGAGGCUGUCGGAGGAUCAACGGGCGAAGAGGUCAGAGCACCCGUCCAGUCAUAG